GGCAACCCAGCCAGAGCGUCUGCAACAAGGAUCAGGAAGAGCUAGCCAGACCUAAAAGCCCAGCAAGCGCCUUGGAGGAGACUCUCCCCCCCCACACACACCUUUGUCCAGCUGGCUAUUGUUUUUCUUCUUCUGUCUUGCUCCCUUUGGCAUUUUCCACCCUUCCUUUCCUUGUUUUCAUGUGGAGCUUACCUUUGCUUGGCAACCACUAAAUCUCCCCCCCACACACACACACACAUCUUGCCACACUCCUCCCUCUGCACUCACUCCAAGGGCGCAGUCUCUCUCUCUCUCCCCAUAUUUGAAAUUAAUUUGUUUGUUUGGCUGCAGCACUGAGGCAGGACCACAGACCCACACACACACAAAAAGGAAAACCAUUUACUCUCUUCUCCCUCCUUGUGCCAAGGAAGCGAUGAAAUUUCCAAUUGAGACUCCAAGGAAACAAGUGAACUGGGAUCCAAAAGUGACUGUUCCGGCAGCCAUUCCCCCAGCUCGUGAGCCUGAAACCAAUAAGACCAGCACACACCAACCAGCACCACGACGUUCUAUUUCCUCCCCUCGGGCAAGUGUGAUUGCUAGUAUGGAAGCCCCGUCUCAGGGCUUGCAGACGGUCAUGAAGUGGAAAACAGUAGUGGCUAUCUUCUUUGUGGUUGUUGCUUACCUCAUCACUGGGGGCCUCGUGUUCCGUGCCCUGGAACAACCAGAAGAAAACAGCCAGAAGAACAGAAUAGCCAACGAUAAGGCAGAAUUCCUGCAAGAGAACAACUGUGUAUCCCAGCAGGAGUUGGAGGCAUUGAUUAAGCGGGUCAUCAAUGCUACCAGUGCUGGAGUCAAUCCUGUAGGAGACUCUUCCAACAGCAGCAGCCACUGGGAUCUCGGAAGUGCCUUUUUCUUUGCUGGAACUGUCAUCACAACUAUAGGGUAUGGAAACAUUGCACCAAGCACAGAAGGUGGAAAAAUUUUCUGCAUUCUGUAUGCCAUCUUUGGGAUCCCACUCUUUGGCUUUCUGCUAGCUGGCAUUGGUGACCAGCUUGGAACCAUCUUUGGGAAGGGCAUCGCCCGAGUGGAAAAAGUUUUUCGGAAAAAACAAGUGAGUCAGACAAAAAUCCGUGUGAUCUCAACUAUUCUCUUCAUCCUGGCUGGUUGCGUCGUUUUUGUUACUAUUCCAGCAGUCAGUUUCAAAUAUAUUGAGGAAUGGUCGGCUCUGGACUCCUUUUAUUUUGUAGUUGUCACUCUGACCACAGUCGGUUUUGGGGAUUUUGUGGCAGGAGGAAAUGCUGAAAUCCCUUACCGAGAGUGGUAUAAGCCCUUGGUAUGGUUCUGGAUCCUUGUAGGCCUUGCCUAUUUUGCUGCUGUCCUCAGCAUGAUUGGAGAUUGGUUACGGGUUCUUUCAAAGAAGACUAAAGAAGAGGUUGGUGAAAUAAAAGCCCAUGCAGCUGAAUGGAAAGCCAAUGUGACUGCAGAGUUCAGGGAAACCCGGCGGCGGCUGAGUGUGGAGAUCCAUGACAAGCUCCAAAGGGCGGCUACCAUCCGGAGCAUGGAGCGCCGGCGCCUUGGGCUGGACCAGAGAGCCCACUCAUUGGACAUGCUCUCCCCAGAGAAGCGCUGCGUCUUUGCUGCCUUGGACAGUGGCCACUUCAAGGCUUCAUCUCAGGAAAGCAUUAACAACAAACCGAACAACUUGCGCCUUAAAGGUUCGGAGCAGUUGAGCAAGCAUGGCCAGGGGGCAUCGGAGGAUAACAUCAUCAACAAAUUUGGCUCUUCAUCCAAGCUGACCAAGAGGAAAAACAAAGACCUUAAAAAGAGCAUCCCGGAAGAUGUGCGGAAAAUAUAUGAGACGUUUAGGAACUAUUCCUUGGAUGAAGAGAAGAAAGAGGAGGAUUCUGAGAAAGUGUGUCAUUCGGACCACUCUAGUACUGCUGUCCUCACCGACUGUAUUGAGCAACACUUGGGUUUGGAGAACGGAAUGAUCCCCAGUGAAACCAAAGAAAGGGAACAUGAAAACAAAUCAUUACUUGAAGACAGGAAUUAAAUGUAAAAACUCUCUUUGACUGUCUAAAGAACCAAUGUUAGUCUUUUAUACAUGUACAUGAUAUAUAGAUAGCUAGGUAGAUAUAUGUAUCAAGACAUGUGCCUUAUACAAACUCCAAAUUCAGUCUGAAUUACAUAGCAUCCUAGAAUAUUUCACUGUGCCAUAAUGACCGAAGCUUGCUCUGCCAAAAGAAAUCACAGAUAAAACCCUGGAGAAUGGCAUCUAAGGGUGGAAUACUGACAACAUCGUCCUACAUAUUUGCUUACCAUGGGAAACCUCAAAGUGCCAUGGUAAUACAGCUGAGAAGGUGAACAGCAGUGGCAGGAAUGUAUGAGAGCAAAGGCAGACGUCUUAGAAGAGCAUUUGGGGUCAUGAGGAAAGAAGGCCUCCAUUUGUCUUUGCAAUGAACCACAAGUUCCUUCUCUCCCUUUUAAAUAAAAAAUGCAAAAUUAUGGGGUGAACUGUCAGUAAGGCAGUUUUUACAGUUCAACAUAGGAUCCAAAUAUUAUUUAAUAUUGUAUUAAAACAAAUAAACAAUUGAAUUAGCUUUCAGUAAUCAAAAAACAUAAGAAUAUUAUGUUCGCAUAUGAGGAAGCCACUGAUGCCACUGAAACAGUGAUGAAAAUAGAGCAGGAUGCUUUUUACAGGGGAAAGAAAAGAAAAUCCACAAAAACAAUACAUUGUGAAUACAUACUUAUCAUAACAAAUGAAAAAAAUUAAAAAUAGGGGAAAAAGAAAACGAAAACACUUUACCCUUGGAAGAACUAAAUAAUCCAAGGGGGGGGGGGACUUCAGAACUUUAAAAGCUGCUUAUUUUUUAAGGGAGGGGAAAAUAUCAUAAUCUUGUGCUUGGUUCCAUAAACAGUGAGCCACUUUCCUUUUUAUAAAUUUUGCGUUCACACUUUGUAUCACUGAAGAGUUUCAGUUUUAAAGCUGUAAUUUUAUGAAGGUAGAAAACAAAGCAUUUGCAUGUUGUCAAACGUUUGCUAUUCCCUGUAGCAAAAUUUGAAUUCUUAAAAAAGAGAGAGAGAAAGAAAGAAAGAAAGAAAGAAAGAGCUAGAGAGAGAUAAGUGCAUAUACAAUGUAAAGUCAAAAGAGCAGGGUAACCUUCAAACUCAGGGCUCUGUGUCUCUGUUGGCAUUUAGGGUUAAAGUAGGAAAGAAAAUUCCCCUCAAUAUUCCAGAAAGGUGGUUAUGAUAAAAUAUGAUGAAAUGUUUUAAAUGCAUAUAGCUUUAAGUGCCAUUAAUAACAUCAUAAUUGUGCAACUGUCUAAUCACAUAUUUUGGCAAAUAUGCUCCUUUAAAGUUUUACAUUUCUUUCCCACUCACUUUAGUCUUCCUUCCUUCCCUCCAACCCUCCCUUCUUCUCACUCUCCUUCCUUCCUUCCUUCCUUCCUUCCUUGCUUGCUUGCUUCCUUUCAUUCCUAUCUUCCUUCCAUAGAAGCUAAGAAAUAUUUUUCUUUUUCUCAAACCAAAUGACAAAUGGACAAGGGAAAAACACCCUCAUGUUUUAUAUUCAUUGUUGUAUACUUGCUGUGUGGACAUAGAAAGCACAAAUGGCUUCAGACUUGAAAAUGAAUGUUAAAUGAAGAGGCUAAGAGAAAAUGAAUGGGAGUUACAUACAGUGCUGGACUCUUGUGUACAUUUGUAUGUUUAAGAAAGAGUAUGGUGCAUUGCUGGUGCUCAUUUAAAAGCCAAACAUACUUCGAAUACAUGUUGAAGUUCACAUAUGUUCAAACAAUCCUUUGGAUAUCAUUCAGAGGACAUCCUUUAAGCACUGUAAUCCAUUUGUCCCAGGCUGUUCAAAAUUGACCAAACCUGUUGCAACACUUUACAUUCUCUUACUUUCAUAAGUUUAGCCAAGCAUAAUUUAUCAAGAUAAUACCACCAAGAAUAGUUUGUGUGAUCUCAUCUUGAAAUCACAGGGCCCUUUUACACGAUGGAAUAUAGCACUAUGAUUCUAUUCUAACUAAUAUGGUUCCAUCCUGUGGAAUCCAGGGAUUUGUGGUGUUUAACGCUUCUCAGACAGACAGCUAUAGUUCUUUGCCAGACAACAUGACCCAGGAUUCCAAAGGAUGUAGCCAUAGCAGUUAACCUGGAAUCAUAGUGCUGUAAUUCUGUAAUGUGAAAGGGGUCUGGUUAAGACAGUUAAUGGCAGCAAGUGUGCAACAUGAUUAACUUUGACCUCACACUCUGCCCCCAGUAGUUUGGAUGUAGGAAAACUCCAGUAUAUGACUUUGAGAAGUGAUUGAUGUGGAUUUUUAUUUGUCUGUGAGGCCCUUGCUAAGGCAACUGUGAUCUUGAACCGGUGACUUUUCCUUCUCUCUAUCCUCAAUGUAUGGGGUGAGGGAUUUCAGUUUGUGCAGUAAAAAGCAAGUCUGGUCUCCUCUCAAAUGUAUUGUUUACUGUGUUACACAGAAUGUAAUGGUAGUAACUAAGAAUCAAGCCCUCCUCCUCAUGUCUGUAAAAUCCUGCCUAUAAUAUGCAAAUUCUUAAACUGUUUGUUGGUCACAUUAAGAUGGAACUGAAAGUGUGGCUUGCCCAGUGUGUUUGCAUGGCUGAAUGGGGAUUUGUAGCCAAUACUCAAACCACUAAACCACCAGCGGUUCCCACCCUGUCCUCUGUGGAGCCCUUAGGGCUCCGUGAAUCAAAAAGUUUGGGAACCCCUGCACUAAACCAUGCUGGCUCUUGUGGUGUACUGUUUCUUAUUCUGUAUUACAAGUAAGG
Molecule: messenger RNA, 4758 nt
Organism: Sceloporus undulatus (fence lizard)
Lineage: Eukaryota; Metazoa; Chordata; Lepidosauria; Squamata; Phrynosomatidae
Gene: KCNK10
Product: potassium two pore domain channel subfamily K member 10
Exons: 7
Coding region: 413-2032 (539 amino acids)
Biological process (GO): stabilization of membrane potential; potassium ion transmembrane transport
Cellular component (GO): membrane
Molecular function (GO): potassium ion leak channel activity
Source: RefSeq, a predicted model, not a curated record